Molecule: messenger RNA, 1232 nt
Organism: Salarias fasciatus (jewelled blenny)
Lineage: Eukaryota; Metazoa; Chordata; Actinopteri; Blenniiformes; Blenniidae
Product: golgin subfamily A member 7-like
Exons: 7
Coding region: 30-464 (144 amino acids)
Biological process (GO): Golgi to plasma membrane protein transport; peptidyl-L-cysteine S-palmitoylation; protein targeting to membrane
Cellular component (GO): Golgi stack; palmitoyltransferase complex
Source: RefSeq, a predicted model, not a curated record
GUGCAGCAGCUUCGGGAGUAUCGUCCGCUAUGGCUGAGACCCACAGCUUACAGGACCUCCAGCAGCCUGCCGUCUCCUCCAAGGUCUUCAUCCAGAGAGACUACAGCUCAGGAACCAUAUGCAAGUUUCAGACCAAGUUCCCCACGGAGCUGGAGUCCAGGCUUGAUAAGCAGCAGUUCGAGGAGACCAUCCAGACUCUGAACAACCUGUAUGCCGAGGCCGAGAAGCUCGGAGGCAAGUCAUACCUGGAGGGCUGCAUGGCGUGUCUGACUGCCUACACCAUCUUCCUCUGCAUGGAGACUCACUACGAGAAGGUGUUAAAAAAGAUCGCAAGAUACAUCAAGGACCAGAAUGAGAAGAUAUACGCUCCCAGGGGCCUGCUGCUGACCGACCCCAUAGAGAGAGGCCUCAGAGUCGUUGAAGUCACCAUCUUUGAAGACAGAAGUAUUGGCUCUGGAAGAUAAAAGUUGUCAUCACCAAAAAGCUGAUGGACUCUGACCAGACACCCUUCAUCUGUGUUAAUCUGCUUCCUGAAUGAUGUACAUACGUUCACUCUGAUUCUUGUCUUUUGUUAUUUAAGUACUCUCCUGUCUGCCUGUCCUGAUCCCUUUUGUACAUGUGUUUUUAUACAUGAUGAGACAAUGUGGAGUUGAUGACCUUGUUGGUAAAGACCAGUCUUAAUGAUCAGUGCCAUUGUGUUGAAUGCCACUUUUUUUCAUCGUGGUAAUUCAGAGUGAUUCGACUUGUUUUGAAAUUGACUAGAUGUCACGUAAUGUGUAAAUGCCAAGAUUUGAAAUAGGAACAGGUUUUAGUCCGAGCCUUGUGGCGCAGUCAGUAAACGGUGUGGUUGUGGGUAGUAGUCCACUGUAUUAACAUGAUGGUUAUGUCGUUUGCCGGGGCAGAUGUGUUCUUAUCUGUGUAUGAAUAGUAUCUCGUUGAAGGAUCAUUUCUUGUCACGCAAACAUUAAGUUCAGGACUGCAGCAUGUUCACUGUCAGUAAGCAUGUUGGAACUGAAUCUCUUCUCUCAAACUGUGUUCUACAGACUUCUACCACAUGUUUCCAGAAAGUUCACUUCCUGUGUUGCAGAUGUCGUCACAUUCUUCAUGUUAACCAAAAUUCCUGAAAUUGUAAACACUCCACAAAAAAGUUGCCGUGGAUUGUGUCCGAUACAACUGGUCGACUUUUCUUACUAUUGUUAUGUUUUAUCUAAAUAAAUGAUUGUUUCCUGAAA